UCUUGAUUACACUAAAAUAGAUAAUGACGAGGCCCUUGACGAUAUUUUGCUGAUGACUGAACAAACUGAACUAUGGCAUCAUACUGGGUAAUGGGGAUUCAGAUUCGCCUUUGUCCAUAUUGAAAUCUACAUUGUACAGCAAAAUUAUUGUACUGUAUAAAAUGGGGUGGAUGUGGAUGUCCUUGGGAACAAAUAUCUCAUUGUGGAACCAAAAACAUGGUACGACAACAACACGGACGCAAAAAAAAAAAAAAACAAGAGGGUCCCACCGAAACAAUGUUGGAGCAAGUACGCAGGAGACACGUAGACGCAGAGAGAGGGAGUUACUAAAAAUGAGAUUUCGUUUGGAGGGAGUUGCAUCAACGACAAACACUGGUGGGAGGGAGAAAGGAAGGAAUGAAUGAAGGAAAGUCUUAUAUUUAAUAAUUGCUAAUUAGUAAUUAAUUAAUUAAUUAAUGAAACAAACAAACUAAUCUGUCAUUUCUGUUGUCGGAGAAGAAUGAAUCCUGAGAACAAGACACUCACAAGAACAAGAAGAAGCAUUUAGAAUCGAAAUUGGAAGAGAAGCAUAAGGAGGGUAUGAAUGAUUACAAAGGAAGAGAAGGAGAAAGUAGUGUUGUUGUUCGGAAGCGAUUCAAGGAGAAGCAGCAACAACAACAACAACAACCCUUUCCUUCCACAAGGGCCAUCAUCAACCAACAACACCGUCGCUGUGCCUCCCUCCCCAACAACACUCAAUACGAGGAAUCUGAAACAGAUGUCGAAGUGUCUGAUGUUAGCGUUUCAGAAGGGGAUGACACAUCUUGGAUUUCAUGGUUUUGCAAUUUGAGAGGAAAUGAAUUCUUUUGCGAAGUGGAUGAUGAUUUCGUGCAAGAUGAUUUCAACCUUUGUGGAUUAAGUAGUCAAGUGCCUUACUAUGAUUAUGCACUUGAUUUGAUUUUGGAUGUUGAGUCCUCCCACGGAGACACGUUCACAGAGGACCAAAAUGAGUUAAUUGAAUCUGCAGCAGAAAUGCUUUAUGGUCUGAUUCAUGCCCGGUACAUUUUGACAAGCAAAGGAAUGGCUGCAAUGCUUCACAAGUACAAAAACUAUGACUUUGGCCGAUGUCCAAGAGUUUUCUGCUCUGGACAACCCUGCCUUCCAGUUGGCCAGUCAGAUGUUCCUAGGUCAAGUACUGUAAAGAUAUAUUGCCCCAGGUGUGAAGACAUUUACUACCCAAAGUCCAAGUAUCAAGGUAACAUUGAUGGAGCUUAUUUUGGAGCUACAUUUCCUCACCUUUUUCUGAUGACUUAUGGGAAUCUGAAGCCACAGAAGCAAUCACAGAACUAUGUACCUAGAGUUUUUGGUUUCAAAGUUCACAAGUCCUGAAGCUGGAUGGAGUUUCAAGCUUUCAUCAAAGUAGGAAUCUGAGCAUGCCUUGCUUAGUUGUAUUUCUUUAAAAUUCAGUGAAUUUUCAGUUUCUGAAAUCAGUACAUUCUAGAUCCAUAUGUUCUGUAAACGUAAAGAUAUAUGCAGGCACCAACAUCAAGGCCACAAGAGAUUAAUUUUGUUCUCUGCUUCAAAUUCAGUGUGCCUUUGUAAAGUUUUUCUGAUAGAUUUUAAUGAUAAGUAUUGAAUGCACUUUUCAAUAAUAUACUAUUAAAUUAAA
Messenger RNA from Glycine soja, 1648 nucleotides. Its product is annotated as casein kinase II subunit beta-1-like. Gene Ontology annotation, cellular component: protein kinase CK2 complex; cytoplasm. NCBI's taxonomy places the organism in Eukaryota, Viridiplantae, Streptophyta, Magnoliopsida, Fabales, Fabaceae. The record is from RefSeq and is a predicted model, not a curated record. The transcript has 6 exons. The coding region runs from base 580 to 1368 and encodes 262 amino acids. Gene Ontology annotation, molecular function: protein kinase regulator activity.